AUGUCAGAACACCAGUCAAAAAGAAUAAAGAUGUCGAACUCACUGGAACAACUUAAGGCUCUUACAACUGUGGUUGCCGAUACCGGUGACUUUGAAGCUAUGAAGCAAUACAAGCCUACAGAUGCCACUACAAACCCGUCUCUAAUUUUGGCAGCUGCCAGUUUACCUCAGUACAAAUCGGUCAUUGAUAAAGCCAUCAAUUAUGCAAAAAAAUUAGGAGGAUGCAACACCGAAAAAUUGGAAAAUACCUUGGACAUGAUUUGCGUAUUAUUUGGAGUGGAAAUUUUAAAAGUUAUACCCGGUAGAGUAUCCACGGAAGUAGAUGCAAGAUUGUCAUUUAGUAUAAAGAAAAGUGUCGAAAAGGCUAAGAAAAUUAUUCAGUUAUAUGAAGAGCAGGGCAUUUCCAAGGAAAGGAUUUUAAUAAAAAUGGCAUCUACAUGGGAGGGAAUACAAGCAGCCAGAGAAUUAGAAACGAAAUACGGCAUUCACUGCAACCUAACCUUGCUUUUCAACUUCGCACAAGCAGUGGCGUGCGCCGAAGCCGGGGUUACUCUAAUUUCGCCUUUCGUGGGACGCAUCUUGGACUGGUACGUCGCUAAUACGGAUAAAAAAAGUUAUGGGGGAGAAGAAGAUCCGGGGGUAAUCUCCGUUACGAAAAUUUACAAUUAUUAUAAGAAAUUCGGUUACAAAACCGUCGUUAUGGGAGCUUCUUUUCGUAACGUUGGUGAAAUAAGAGCGUUGGCGGGUUGCGAUCUUUUGACGAUCAGUCCAAAAUUGUUAGGCGAACUUGAAGCAAGCAAAGAAAAUGUUCCGAUUAAAUUGAGCGUGGAAACAGCGAAACAGCAACCUUUAGAAAAAAUCACUUUAGACGAAUCGACAUUCAGAUGGAUGCUUAACGAAGAUCAAAUGGCUACGGAUAAAUUAUCAGACGGUAUCAGAAAGUUCGCCGCCGAUUGUAUUAAAUUGGAAAAUACGUUGAAACCGUUGGUAAUUGGCCAAUGA
This is a messenger RNA of Psylliodes chrysocephalus, 1002 nucleotides long. The record is from the annotation of a GenBank genome assembly. Lineage: Eukaryota; Metazoa; Arthropoda; Insecta; Coleoptera; Chrysomelidae.